CCCGGAGUUUGAACGAGAGUCACGCACCACUAUCAUCUACACUCUUUACUUGGACGGUAUUAAAAUUGUAUUAUAGUAAAUUUCGCUGGAAUUAAAGGUCCUCGACUAUUUGUUUUGCUGAGAACUUUGAAUUCAACUCCUUUCACGCUUCCCGAUUUACAUUCACCAUGGCACCAAACAGAGGAGCUUCCUCCUCUAAGCAAUCGAACAAAUCUGCCUCCAAAAAGUCCUCUUCCUCAUCUACCCUGGCAUCGAAAUCUCGAGUUUCAAAAUCCUCUGCAAACAAGAACGCUAAACGUCCACCCCCAAAAGAAGUUAAAACCAAAGCCCGGACGGAGAAAGCCCUCCAGAAAAAGACGAAGAAGCGGGAGUAUACGGAGAAGGAAUUGAAUUUGCCCGCGCUCAAUAUGAUUACACCCGUCGGUGUGCAGAAACCAAGAGGGAAGAAGAAAGGGAAGGUUUUUGUGGAUGAUCAAGAGAGUAUGAUGACUAUUCUAGCAAUGGUUAACGCUGAAAAGGAAGGUCAGAUUGAAUCGAAGAUUAUGAAAGCGAGACAGAUGGAAGAAAUCCGUGAAGCCAGAAGGAAAGAAGCAGAGGCGAGACAAGAACAGAGGAAAUUCAAAUAUGAAGAAACUAAGGAAUUAUUGAAACGGAAGCGGAAAAACGGCGGAAAAGAGCAACAAGCAAAGAAAGAUAAUGAUCAGUCAACUACACCUCCGAAAAAGCCGAAUAAGAAACGCGUUGCUUUCGCCUGAAUAAAAUUGGUUCUAUAAUUCAUUAAUCUAUAAAUCUCAGGGAACGUGACCCGGGAGUAAAAUCAUCUAUCUAUCGACGGACAUUCAAGUCGUGAGACCAAGUAUUUAUAUUGAAAACAACAACAGACGCGCUAGAUGCAUGCUAGCCAACCUCACAAUCCGACUGUGGAUGGGCCGGAAUACUCAAGAUUCGCGCCGAAAGUGGCUUGCACUUCAGAUGAAACGAUGUGGAAAUCUUCGGAUAUGAGAAGGGUCUAUUCAUCGUCUUCGUUGACUAGAGGCAUUUUGCAUUUCCGCCGCAUGGGCUGAAAGUUAGGAGUUGGCCCAUACAGCUCUCCGGCGGGAUUGGCGGGGAUGCGCUGCGCUGCAGGAGUAGUAUCCUCUACUUUGAGUGGUGAUUCAAGGUCGAUCUCGGUGGCCAGUUUGUUUAGGAACCCGGUGACCUAAGGGACAUUUGUUAGCAGAAAGCACGCUUAAAUCAAACACUAUUGAUGACACAGUCGCGAAGUCGUAAAAAUACAAAAAAGUUUUCAAUUGG
Coccidioides immitis RS is the source of this 1293-nucleotide messenger RNA. Its product is annotated as 66S preribosome component LOC1. NCBI's taxonomy places the organism in Eukaryota, Fungi, Ascomycota, Eurotiomycetes, Onygenales, Onygenaceae. Gene Ontology annotation, biological process: intracellular mRNA localization; ribosomal large subunit biogenesis. Gene Ontology annotation, cellular component: preribosome, large subunit precursor; nucleolus. Gene Ontology annotation, molecular function: mRNA binding. The record is from RefSeq and is a predicted model, not a curated record. The coding region runs from base 168 to 755 and encodes 195 amino acids. The transcript has 3 exons.